AAAGGGGACUCUGAUCACUGAUAUAGACUGCAGGUCACUGAGAUAUAGACAUACACACUCAAUAUGAGACUUUUGGGAUUUGUUUUGACGGUCGCUUUCGUUUACCAGGCGAAAAGCAGAACCAUGGAUGAGGCCUUAUCAAGUGCCAUUGAAAAUAGCCAGGCUUUUGACUUGGUUUCCAGCGAGUCUUCCGGAAUUGUCCGAGUGGAACUUGAUAUCCUUAUGUUUAUGGACGACUAUCUUAAGGAAGGAAAGGCAAGAGAGGAAGAACAAAAAGGCAAAAGGAAGAAGAGGAAGGCUUAUAGAUUAGAGAGCUCAAGAUGGCCAAACAACCUCGUCCCGUACACGAUAGAAUCCGGAACUUUCAGUUCUUCUGACAUAAACGUGAUUAAUAACGCUAUCAACACAUGGAACACCCAGACGUGUUUGAGAUUCCAAACCAGGAGUUCUGAGAAUGAUUACGUCGUAUUUCAAAAUGGCAAUGGAGGCUGUUCCUCCUUCGUUGGACGUAUUGGCGGAAGUCAAGGCAUCAAUCUUGCUAAUGGCUGCAGAUUUAGAGAUAUUGUUGAGCACGAGAUAGGGCACGCUAUUGGUUUCUGGCACGAGCAAAGCCGGCCCGACAGAGAUGGAUACGUUACUGUUGUGGAGGGCAAUGUUAUUUCCAGUCUAUUGUAUAAUUUUGAAAAGAAGCCAGUUUCUCAAGUGAACACGUUUCAAGUCGCAUACGACUACCGCAGUGUGAUGCACUAUGGACAGAACGCUUUCAGUGUCAACGGUCAGCCUACAAUCCGGACCAUAGACCCCGCUUUCCAAACUGUAAUUGGAACCGCACCAACGCUCAGCUUUAGAGAUAUCAAGCUGGCUAACUUGAUGUACAAUUGUGCCGCAAAUUGUCCAAGCCUACUUUGUCCCGGAGAAGGUUUUGUCGGCAAAGAUUGUUCCUGUAAAUGUCCAACCGGAAAUCCCAAUUCCCCUAUACAGAAUUGUGCUUCCAUCCCUCAGAGCACCACAACCACCCAAUCUACCACCAGUGGUGCUGUGGUUGCUUCCACGACCGCCGCUCCCCCUGUCGCCGGUUCAACCACCACCCCUGCCGUGGUUCCAACAACCACUCAACCUGCGUGCCAGAACAGACACCGAUUAUGUGGACUUUGGAGCAGAUUUGGAUUCUGUUCACGCAGCCGAUUUAUAAGGAUGUACUGUAAAGUAUCCUGCAACACAUGCAAUGCCGUGGAAAGGUGCGAGGACUUCGGGAUGCAUUGUUCAUAUUUGAUGAGACGAGGAUUUUGUAAUAGCAGAAACCGAAGAAUCAGCAGUUAUAUGCGUUCUAGUUGUGCUGCUACUUGCGAAUUCUGUGAAGCUGGACAGUUACUUGGAGUAAACGCACAAAGCAAUGCCCCUGGACUCGGAUUUACUAGUUUAAUCUUCCUAGUUCCAAUGAUGGUCUUGAGUCAGUUGCUGCAUUUGUAGGAAUGUCUGAUGAACAGUUCAAAGUUGUGGUUAUUAAUGAACCAAUGAACUUAAUGACGCAGCCGUUUUGAAAAACCACAUUUGCAACCAUCAACCAUUAGCAUGACAUUUUUGAUCACGUGUUUUUUUUUCAUUUGAUAAAAUCUUUAAUUGAUGAACAUGACUAAUGAAAUAAGAUUUUAUAUUUCUUUAAAAAAAAUCAUGUAUAGGCUUUCUAAUGAUUUAUCACGUUUGAAAACUUUUAUUAAGUGUUUGCAAUAAAUGGCCUAACAUGAAAAAA
Magallana angulata is the source of this 1750-nucleotide messenger RNA. RefSeq names its product blastula protease 10-like. NCBI's taxonomy places the organism in Eukaryota, Metazoa, Mollusca, Bivalvia, Ostreida, Ostreidae. Gene Ontology annotation, molecular function: zinc ion binding; metalloendopeptidase activity. Gene Ontology annotation, biological process: proteolysis. The transcript is spliced from 13 exons. Bases 64 to 1470 code for a protein of 468 amino acids. The record is from RefSeq and is a predicted model, not a curated record.